Molecule: messenger RNA, 3414 nt
Organism: Aphidius gifuensis
Lineage: Eukaryota; Metazoa; Arthropoda; Insecta; Hymenoptera; Braconidae
Gene: sim
Product: protein single-minded
Exons: 8
Coding region: 44-2812 (922 amino acids)
Biological process (GO): regulation of transcription by RNA polymerase II
Cellular component (GO): transcription regulator complex; nucleus; cytoplasm
Molecular function (GO): protein dimerization activity; RNA polymerase II transcription regulatory region sequence-specific DNA binding; DNA-binding transcription factor activity, RNA polymerase II-specific
Source: RefSeq, a predicted model, not a curated record
AAAAUAUAUUAAAGAGUUUUUUUUAUAUAUAUUAAAUAUAAUCAUGGCACCAAUGAUUGAACACGGACGUUUUAGUUCAAAUGUGGUGCUUGAUAGUGAUCCUUAUCAUUCAAGCUGGCGACGCAAACAGAAUCUCCAAAAAAAUUGUAUUAACAAAGAUCAUCGUACUUCACCAGGUACAUUGGAUUUGAGCUAUAUACAUCAAUUGGACAACCAAAAAUACAACAACAACAACAACAAUAAUAAUAUUAAUAACAACAAUAAUAACAAUAUAAUUAAUAAUAAUAAUAAUAUUAAUAAAGAAGAACAAAAUAGUGGAAUUUAUCAAACAAAUUGUAGUAAAAGUGGAGGUAUACCAUCAGGCGGUGUGAUGAAAGAAAAAAGUAAAAAUGCAGCACGUUCACGUCGUGAAAAAGAAAAUACGGAAUUUCAAGAAUUAGCAAAAUUAUUACCACUACCAGUCAACAUAACAUCACAAUUGGAUAAAGCAAGUGUUAUUAGAUUAACAACAAGUUAUUUAAAAAUGCGAGAAGUUUUUCCAAAUGGUCUAGGAAGUGAAUGGGGUGCUUCACCAACUCAUGAUUCACGAGAUGCUGUUAUCAAAGAAUUAGGAUCUCAUCUUUUGCAGACCCUGGAUGGAUUUAUAUUUGUCGUAUCACCAGAUGGAAAAAUAAUGUAUGUUUCUGAAACAGCAAGUGUUUUAUUAGGAUUAGCACAAGUUGAAUUAACUGGUAACAGUAUAUUUGAUUAUGUACAUCCAAUUGAUCACACUGAAAUUCUUGAUUUAUUGAGUUUACCAUCACAAAGUUCAGGUAGAACUUUUCCACCCCCAAAUGCCCUGGGAAAUAUUGAUUUAGAAAGAGCAUUUUUUCUUCGAAUGAAAUGUGUACUUGCCAAAAGAAAUGCUGGCCUCGUAACAUCUGGUUGGAAGGUAAUACAUUUUUCUGGAUAUUUAAAAGUACAUUCACGAGGUCCAUUGUAUGAGGAUCAUCAGACUAUUGGCUUGGUUGCUAUUGGACAUUCACUUCCACCAAGUGCAAUUACUGAAAUUAAACUUCAUCAUAAUAUGUUUAUGUUUCGAGCAUCGUUGGAUCUUAAAUUAAUAUUUCUCGAUGUCAGUGUGAAAGAUCUUACUGGUUACGAGCCACAAGAUUUAAUUGAAAGGACUCUUUAUCAUUACGUUCAUGGAGCUGAUAUUUGGCAUCUUCGUGAAUCCCAUCAAAUAUUAUUAAUGAAGAGUCAAGUGACAACAAAAUAUUAUCGUUUUUUAACAAAAUCUGGUGGCUGGGUAUGGAUGCAAUCUUAUGUAACAAUAGUCAACAACUCACGUAGUUCAAGACCUCAAUGUAUUGUCUCAGUAAAUUAUGUUUUGUCUGAAAAAGAGGCUACCCACUUGGUUCUUAAUUCUGAGCAAAAAGCUGUUUCAACAAUGACACCUGGUAAUCCGCCUUCAGCACCACUUUCAACUAAUACUUCUACUCGUGAUAUUGAAGAACAACAACAGCAACAACAACAACAACAACAUUGUAGUCCAACAAAUUCACCAUAUUUACCACGUCCAAAUGAACAAUGUCAAUCACAAGUUGUUGAUUUUUCUGAAUCAGCUUAUACAAAUUCAGUUGAUUAUAUGACAAAUUCAGCUAAUGUUACAACAACAAAUCCACAUAUUAAUCAGUAUUCAGCAGGAGUUAAUUCUUACUCAUCACAUUCAAUGCCAAAUCAAAAUUCUGCUACUGGAACAAAUGCUCAUGAAGAUACAUCAAGUUAUUAUCCACUUGAUUUAUUCUAUCAAUAUACAGGAAUGCCACAAGAACAACAACAACAGCAACAACAACAAUUGCAUUCAAUGCAUCAUCAACAAGAAACUAGUCCACAACAUCAUCAUCAACAUCAUUUAAAAAAACAGCCAUAUUCAUCACCAUCAAGUUCAUGUGGAAGUUAUGAUAUGCCUGAUUCAUGUAAUUCAAUGUUAUCAAGUCCAUUGACAAAUCAUUCAGUAACACCAUCAGCAGUAACAUCACCAUAUUCAUCAUCAUCAUUACAUUCUCAUAAUAAUAUUCAAAAUUCUAUUCAUCAUUGUCAUCCACAACAAUUACUUGAUAAUACAUCAUCAUCAGCAAAUUAUGAUUAUCAAAAUUGUAAUUUUAAUGACAAUACAAAUGGUGUUAAUUCAUAUAGUGAACAAAAUUCUGAUGUUCAUCAUCAUCAUCAUCAUAAUAAUAAUCAUCAUCAUCCUCAUCAACAACAUCCUCAACAGCAGCAGCAUCAUCAUCAUCAUCAUCAACAUCAUCAUCAGCAACAACAGCAACAUCAUCCUCAUGCACAACAUAAUGGUAGUAAUAAUAGUCAUCAUAAUCAUCAUCAUAGUAAUCAUCAUCAUCAUAAUCAACAUCAUGUUGAGCAUAUUCAACAUGUUGAAAGUCCAAUUUAUACAAGUGUUAUUGUUGAAUCUCAGCAAUAUAGUCCAAGUAGUGUUGUUGCUAAUGUACAUCAUCACAGUGGUGGUGGUGUUAUUAAAACUGACUUAUGUAAUCGUGUUAAUGAUACAUCAACAUUAUCAAAUUCAUCAACUUCAUCAAAUAUAUCAACAACAAUACCAAGAACAUUAAAUCAAACUCACAUUACAAUACCAGUAACAUGUAGUUCAAUUUCAUCAACAUCAAUAAUAUCAAGUGCCACAUCUUCACCAGCUGUAUCACCAGAGCUACCAACAACACCACUUACAACAACAAUUAUAACAAAUAAUGGACAAAAAUGUAAUACAACAAGUAGUGUUAAUCAUAUUGCUAAACAACAAACAGCUGGUUUUUAAUUUAUAUAUUUAUAUUUAAAAAAAAAUUGAAUAAGAAAAUAAUGUAGAUUAUUGAUAUUGAAAAAAAAAAAAAUAAACUUAAGUCUCAUGCUGGACAUGAUAUAAUAAUAGAUUUUUUUUUUUUUUAAUUUGAAUAUCUUUUUCGGCAUGAUCAGAGCAUUAUUUAAUUCCUAUCAAGACUGACAGAUAUUUAUGAUUUAUUAAUAUGCCAAUUGACCAAAGAUAAAUAAUGAAAAAAGAAAUUACAAAUUAUUGCUUGCUGAAAAAAGAAAUAUCGUACUUAAUAUAGAGAUAUUUGAUGAAAAAUAAAUGAGAUAAUAUGUUAAUAAUAUAAGUUUAAUAUAAAUUUAUUGAUUAUAGUAUUUAUAGUAUUCUGUAUUUGCUGUUUGCCUUAUAAAUUUUUAUGUUAAAAAUUAAAGACAUGAAAAUUAUAUUCAAUUAUAUGAAGAAUAUUAUUUUUUUCGAUGCAAAAAAUAUUGAUUAUUAUCAUGUAGAUAUAAAUUACGUAUUAUUAAAUAAAUUAUAAUUUUCUUAGUUAUUAAUAAAUCAACAAGAUUCAUGUAAAUAUAUUGUAAACAUUAUAUUAAUAAAUUUAUUGACAA